Molecule: messenger RNA, 594 nt
Organism: Ordospora pajunii
Lineage: Eukaryota; Fungi; Microsporidia; Ordosporidae
Exons: 1
Coding region: 1-594 (197 amino acids)
Source: RefSeq, a predicted model, not a curated record
AUGGAUGCACAGAACCAGAUCAAAACAAACCUGAAGAAGAAUUACAUCCUGAUAGAGUUCUUUAUGUUUGUGGCAAGGACAGUCAUUUUGGGCUUGGCUAUUCAUGACAAUCCAUACUUGUCGAUUACAAAAGGAAUACAAGGUGCAUGGAUAAACACAAUUUUCCUUGACAUCACAAGCAUCUUCCAGUUCAUAUUCAUAUUUGACGUCAUACAGCGUGAAAACAUAUUCCAGCUGCUGCUGUACAUUCCGAUCAUCAUUUAUGCAAUGCUGAUUAUACUUGCAACGAUUCUUAAUGCAGAAAUCAUCGAGUUCAAGACAGGCGCUGUGAAAGGCAGAGCAGGGUUUUUGUAUGUGUACACAGGCAUCCUUAUAUUUGAGAUAUUGAUUCAUAUUCCUGUGUAUAAGAAGCUGAAGGCAAGCUUCAUGUGGUCGAACUUCAAGAAGAUAGGUGCAGACCCAAAGAUCAAUGGUAAGUUCAAGCAUAUAAUUUGUAGAAGCCUUUCAAAGAAGAGAGGAACUGAAUGUCAUCAAGAAGCUUACCACGGUGUUUGUAUGCUCGGAGGUUCUGGGCAUAUACUUUACAAAGGUUGA